This is a messenger RNA of Perkinsus marinus ATCC 50983, 756 nucleotides long. RefSeq lists its product as hypothetical. Lineage: Eukaryota; Perkinsozoa; Perkinsida; Perkinsidae. The record is from RefSeq and is a predicted model, not a curated record. The transcript is spliced from 7 exons. The coding region runs from base 1 to 756 and encodes 251 amino acids.
AUGUAUUCCCUUCGUCGCUCACUUUCGUUGAGGUGUGUGAAGGCCUGGCCAACUUGGACAGAAAGCUCUCUAUCAAGUAAGGCCAGUCAGCCUACUACUAAAGCUACUACCGCUACCACUACUCCGACUACUAGUGUUGCUACCCGCUCUGAUACUACUAAAGGCACAAAUGACUCUAAGACCACCUCUACAACCAAAUACCCUUUUCGACAGACAGCACAACGACAAGAAGGGUUCUCAUAUAAGCAGCCGACUCGCUCAACGGCACGUCUUGCUACCCAACUUCCACCAGCUCUGGCACUUACUGAGAAGUCAACUGCGUCGAAUCCUCUGGGACACUUCUGUACCCGAGGAAUUCUGCUAGGAGUUGAACCAGAUCCAGUUGCUGAGAAUGAGGGAUCGCUUCCUACUUUGGAAUUGCAGGCUUUUAAUGGCGACACAGUGCAGCUCACUGAGUCAGUCGGUCUCACCAUCAACUUCGGUCACCAACAUAUUGACAUACAAGCUUAUGCCUACAUUGCCUACCGUCUUGAGGACUAUACCCUGCCCCAACUCGACUUUAUAGUGGACUAUGAGGAUACUCCCUACCAAAGUAGGUAUGAUUAUGGUAUACCUAAAAAUUUGCGUCGUGGUUUGGAAAAAACUAUCGAGAUAGCUAUCGCCUCAGACCAACUGGUUGAGGUUCCCUACUCUAGUGAUAUAUCCAUCAGCCCAGCUUUUGGCAAGGCCAAAGAUUGCUAUGUGAUCUACGAGUGA